This is a messenger RNA of Pieris macdunnoughi, 774 nucleotides long. NCBI's taxonomy places the organism in Eukaryota, Metazoa, Arthropoda, Insecta, Lepidoptera, Pieridae. The record is from the annotation of a GenBank genome assembly.
AUGAAGUCGUAUCAAAUUUUAUUUUUGUUUCUCGCUGCUGUGAUCACACCGAGCAAAUCAAAUUCACAAAUAUUCGGAGGGCGAUGUUCAAAACAAGAUCCAAAUGUUGAUGCGUGUCUACUUCGUAGUUUUAACAACCUUUUGAACUACCUGAAGAGUGGAGCACCGGAAGUUGGACUUGAUGAGUCAGACGAAAUCGUCAUCGAUGAGUUGUCUAUCGCACUUGGAGGUGGCCCUGAUGGAUACCGAGCGUCUUUCAAGGAUAUCCAUGCAACUGGAGUCAACAAUAUGACCAUCACUAAUGUCAGAUCAGACCUAGAGACACACCAGUUCCAACUAACACUUUUCGGCCCUCAUAUCAGUGCUAAGGCCCGUUACCGUUCCUCUGGAGUACUGCUACUCGUCAGGGCUUCGGGUGGUGGAGACUACUGGGGAGAAUACGACGGAGUUAAAGCCAAAGUAUACUUCCGUGGUGCUCCCUACACUCGCAAAGGCCGCACUUACCUGAAGCUGCAGCAGCUCAAACUGGACUUCUCCGUGAAGGACAUCCAAAUGGGUGUUGAGAACUUGGAUCACAGCAGUAGUGUACUACAGGCAGCAUUGAACUUGUUCAUCAAUACAAAUGCUCAAGAACUCCUUAAGGAAAUGAAACCAGAACUUAAACGAGACCUUGCUGAGAAGAUGUCAAGAUUCCUAGAUAGGAUCCUUGCGAAAAUUCCUUACGAUGACUGGAUUUCUGACGAAGAGGAGGAGGAGGAAGAGGAAGAAGAAUAG